UCCGCUGGAAUGUGAAACAAAAAUGAAAUCAAAUGAAAUAAAUGUCAAAAAUGCGGGAAAUAGAACAUUCGAGUUUCAACUUUUCUAGCUUGUUGUUGUGUUUUUAGUUUUCUCUCCGAUAAAUAAAAGAAUAAAAAUAAUAAUAUGAUUAGUGGAGACAAUUUUGGUAUUUACCGUGGCUCCUCACGACAAGGACAGGACGAUCGAGCUCAAGGUCAGGUUCUAAGUGAUUUCCUUAUGCAAUUGGAGGACUAUGUUCCUACAGUACCCGAUGCUGUCACAGCCCAUUACCUCAAUUCAGCUGGAUUCGAGUCCGUAGAUCCACGUAUAGUCCGUCUGAUUUCAGUCGCAGCACAAAAAUUCAUAUCAGAUGUAGCUAACGAUUCACUUCAGCAUUGUAAAGUUAGGACCAAUAAUCAACAACCGACAAGCCAUGGAAUGCCAAAGGGACAAAAGCCAGUUAAAGAUCGUAAGUAUACAAUGACUAUGGAGGAUUUGGUACCGGCUUUGUCAGACUAUGGAAUUACUGUUCGGAAGCCGCAUUAUUUUGUUUAAAUAUUCUAUAGUCACCCUUCAUUCUAAAAACUUACCUACUUUUACCUUCUGUAUUCUUGGUAUUAUAAUGGUCACUUAAAUAAAUAAUACGAUUUUUUCAAGAA
Molecule: messenger RNA, 659 nt
Organism: Eupeodes corollae
Lineage: Eukaryota; Metazoa; Arthropoda; Insecta; Diptera; Syrphidae
Product: transcription initiation factor TFIID subunit 10-like
Exons: 2
Coding region: 145-555 (136 amino acids)
Biological process (GO): transcription initiation at RNA polymerase II promoter
Cellular component (GO): SAGA complex; nucleus; transcription factor TFIID complex
Molecular function (GO): promoter-specific chromatin binding; RNA polymerase II general transcription initiation factor activity
Source: RefSeq, a predicted model, not a curated record